CGGGCGGCGUAGCGCGUUUUUGCAAGCGGGGAAAGGGGGUGGGGGGGAGGCGAGAGCCAUAACCUGUACGCGUGCACCUGUGUCGUUUCGAUUUUCAAAAUGGCGUGCCGAGUGUGAGAGGCAGGGCGAGGACUCGCCGCGCCUCGUCGUCGUCGUCGCCGUCGCGACAUCCGGUGUUACCCUGUCGUCGGGUCGCGAGAGCACGUGCGUACAUACGGUGCCGCCUCGUGCGCGAAGUUGCCCCCCUCGUGAGAGAGACGUUAUGCCAUCGCACGCGCGCAGGACGUAGGGAAAGUCUUUUCUUCCACGUUUCUUUUCCUUUUCUUCUUAUUUUUUUUCCUCUACCCUUCUGUUACUUUUCGUUCCUUGAUGGAGAUCCCGAUGGAGAUCUCGAUGGAAAUCUUCCUGACGGCGUUCUCCGUGAUAUUCAGUCUAUUAAUAGUGUUCCUCCUUGUUGUGAUAGGUUGGUACUUAGUCUGGACGUUCUUCCUAUCACGAUUCCGCUUCGUCAGAGAAUUAACUGGGAAUGGAAUGAGCGAAUCGUCGUCGGUUAACGAUUUGAAGAACGGUCGCGCACGCAUAAAGAAACUUCGCCGUGAUUAAAUAUAAUAUAUUGGAGCUCUGAUAACCAUAAUAACGAACGAAAUAAUUGUAUAAAGCAAAAUUGAAUCUUGGAUAUCACACGAUAGAAUAUAUCCGAUCAAAAUGUCUGUAAACAUACGCUGUGCGACUACGGAAGACCUGCUGAAUAUACAGCAUUGCAAUCUGCAGUGCUUACCUGAGAAUUACCAAAUGAAAUAUUAUCUGUACCACGCUCUCUCGUGGCCGCAGCUGAGUUACGUAGCAGAGGACGAGAAAGGAAGGAUAGUGGGAUACGUGCUCGCCAAAAUGGAGGAGGACUGCGAGGACAAUCCCCACGGACAUAUUACCAGUCUGGCUGUAAAGCGCUCGCACAGAAGGCUGGGCAUCGCGCAAAAGUUGAUGAAUCAGGCCUCUCGGGCGAUGGUGGAGUGCUUCGGAGCGAAAUACGUUUCACUGCAUGUGCGUAGAAGUAAUCGUGCGGCUCUCAAUUUGUACACGAGCAGCUUGCAGUUCGAGGUGUCGGAGGUAGAACCAAAAUAUUAUGCGGAUGGCGAAGAUGCUUAUGCUAUGAAGCGUGAUCUUACCAGCUUCCAUCACGAGAAGGCUCUUAGAGACAGAGCGCACAAGGAGGGCAAUGUUCACACACAUUUAGGUAGAUGCUGCGGCGAUCACUCUUAGUCCAUUCAUCACCGCUGCUGACGAGACAGGAUUGGAUUCUUAAUUCACUCGUUCGAUGAUGCAAAUCUGAGAAUAAACCCGCUGCAUGUCUUUUUGCCAAGAAAUGACGAGAUGACGUCCGAGACUACGUGUCUGGGGGAUUAAUUAAAACUGAUUAUGAAUACUUUGUUAUUUCUUGCAUGGGGCAAGAGCUUCUACUUAUCAAAGUUUGACCUGGUACACUAGUAAAAAUAUUUUAUAUGUGACUGGAGGAUACUUGUUAAAGUUUGCACGAUACGGAGUAAGAUUGAACUUUGGGACUGUUGUAUUUUUCAGUUCACACAAUGCGCAACGUAAUUAAAACUUAUAAAUUGACUUAUAAAUAUGUAAGAAAUAAAGGAUUCUUGAAAAGGGCAAUCUAUUCGAUCUUGACUUUUUUUUCAUCAUAACUUUAUUGAAUGACUGCAACUGUAAUUCAUGUGUAACGCGCCAGUAUGCAAUAUUAAAUUGUUCAGGGCGUUGUCAAGCGUGUUGUUAAAAAGUAUGGUAGAAAAAAAUAAUGUUUUACAGCACUGAAAUGGGCUCAAUUUAUACAGUUCAUACUUACACUUUAAAGUCGGAUCUACGAAUAUUUGUCUCGAUAGAUAUUUUCUUUGUCUUUUUCAAUGUAUUUUGGCUUAAAAAUUAUUUUUGACAUUGCACGAUAUUCAAAUAAGUUUACUCCACUAAUGCAUCUCGGAUGUACUCUAUUAUGUUUGUGUAUACAUACUCCAUUUCUGUAAUAGGAAUAAUUAUAUUAUGUAUAUAUAUAUAAUAUGUAUAAAUAUAUCUAUGUACAAAUAA
Molecule: messenger RNA, 2082 nt
Organism: Temnothorax curvispinosus
Lineage: Eukaryota; Metazoa; Arthropoda; Insecta; Hymenoptera; Formicidae
Product: N-alpha-acetyltransferase 10-like
Exons: 2
Coding region: 706-1260 (184 amino acids)
Biological process (GO): N-terminal peptidyl-glutamic acid acetylation
Cellular component (GO): NatA complex
Molecular function (GO): protein-N-terminal-glutamate acetyltransferase activity; protein N-terminal-serine acetyltransferase activity
Source: RefSeq, a predicted model, not a curated record